Molecule: messenger RNA, 986 nt
Organism: Coregonus clupeaformis (lake whitefish)
Lineage: Eukaryota; Metazoa; Chordata; Actinopteri; Salmoniformes; Salmonidae
Product: core-binding factor subunit beta
Exons: 7
Coding region: 356-880 (174 amino acids)
Biological process (GO): regulation of transcription by RNA polymerase II
Cellular component (GO): core-binding factor complex; nucleus
Molecular function (GO): sequence-specific DNA binding; transcription coactivator activity
Source: RefSeq, a predicted model, not a curated record
CUCCGAGGAGCCAGGAAGUAUGCAGCGCGACAGAUAAAGUCGAGAGAGCGGGCGUUUGUUGUCAGUGGACGGGGAUCACACGCUUCAGGGUGAGAGGGAAUUAUAGCCAAGUGCGAAAUUGAGCCUAAUCCAUUGCAGUGGCAGAGACUGACCGGUCAGUAGUUUAGAUUUGAGAGCGGGGAGAGAUCACGACCCUACUUACAAAAUAAGGUAAAUAUCACAUUAGCACAUUGCUACCCACUAUCAAAACUAGACGGAAGAGAAUAGAAGCGGGAUUGCUGUUAUUUCACGGCAAAGGUUUUUCUUGCUCACAAAACAAUUAAAAUCAAGGAACAUUUCUCAGCAAAGCUUCAAGAUGCCUCGGGUGGUCCCGGAUCAAAGGAGCAAGUUUGAAAACGAAGAGUUCUUCAGGAAACUCAGUCGGGAGUGCGAGAUAAAAUACACAGGUUUCCGAGACAGACCGCACGAGGAGAGGCAAGCCAGGUUUCAGAACGCUUGUAGGGAUGGUCGCUCAGAAAUAGCUUUUGUGGCGACGGGCACCAACCUCUCGCUGCAGUUCUUCCCAGCCAACUUGCACGGGGAGCAGAGGCAGACGCCCACACGAGAGUAUGUGGACUUUGAACGGGAGACGGGAAAGGUGUACCUGAAGGCCCCUAUGAUCCUGAAUGGAGUGUGUGUGAUCUGGAAGGGCUGGAUAGACCUGCAGCGCCUCGAUGGGAUGGGCUGUUUGGAGUUCGAUGAGGAGAGAGCACAGCAUGAGGAUGCCCUUGCGCAGGCAGCCUUUGAGGAGUCACGUAGGAGGACCCGGGACUUCGAGGACAGAGACCGCUCGCACCGAGAGGAACUGGAGGACCCUGUGGCAUCAAAAAUCUGGGACUGAUGGCAUUCAAGGACCAGGCCCAGGCGACAGCAGGACCCCAGCCCUGUUACCAACAUGGGCAACAACGCUGAUGAUCACAAGAUGCGCUAGAGGCCAGAGAGACGUA